ACUUCAUCGACCCUGUCUAUCGAGCUUCUCUCUUCCACUAUCCAUUGGCUUAAUAUUUCUCCUUACUGAUCAACUUGACCUUUAUGUCUGAAGCUUUGUCGCACCGUCGCUAAAAAGAAAAUGACUGCAGAAUCAGAGUUCCUACGCCCUCCAAGCUUGGGAUUCUUGUCGAUAGUGAUACGGAAUACGCGCCUGUUUAUCGCGAACGCUCGCAUUAUAAUCCUCUUCGCACGUUUCGCCUGCCGCCUGGAAAUGAGAGGCACUAUCAACAGCAGUAUGGAGAUAUGUAUUUCAUUCGACUGGCAAGGCUAAAGCCUGCCGUCGAACAAGUGGCGACAGAGAGUUGGGAUGGGUUCAGUAUUGCAGGAGAACAUGCGCGCCGUGUGGAACGAGUACUCGAUGUGAGACAAGGAGAGCUUUGCUGGGUUGCAGGAACUGUGUACAUGGACAUGCCGUUGAAACCGAAUAUCUUGGAUGACCUAACGAAAGAGCAUUUUACUGCCGUGCCGCCGCGACGUUCCACCUAUCUUGAUCCUUCGAAUGGGUCUUUAACGCAGGUUAUGUUGGAGGAUGAGUCCGGUCGUCUUCGUCUUACAGGGCCUCUUCUCUCAACCACUCAGCUCGUUACGGGCGCCAUUAUUGCUGUGCUAGGGACGGAAAAUGCGAGUGGAGAUUUUGAAGUCAUCGAUAUCAAGGUCCCGGAUUUGCCUAGGCAGCCUGCCAGGUGGGAGCGAGAUGGGGACAAGGAUAUUGACAAAGACAGGAGCAAAGGUAAAAUCGCUUUUGUUAGCGGUCUUGGUAUCACGGGAAGCUCCGGUGAUACUCUAGCUCUGGAACUUUUGACAGACUAUCUCCUUGGUUAUACCGGCCCCUCCGCAACGGAUGACGAGGCAUUACCACCCAAUGCUUCGAAGAUCACACGUCUCAUCAUUGCUGGGAAUUCCCUUGGCGCGGAUGUUAUUGAAGAGGCGGCAGCGUCUGCCACGCAAGCAGCGGUCUUUGCAAGGAAGAAGAAUGCAAAGAAGUACGGAUACGAUGCCUCGUCGUACAACGCCUCGCCCAUCACACAGCUCGACUCGUUCCUCGCAGAUAUCCUCCCUAGCAUACCCGUCACGCUCAUGCCGGGCGAAACCGACCCAGCGAACUACUCGCUUCCCCAGCAGGGAAUCCAUCGGGCGAUGUUUCCCAGAGCCAGGGCGUACUGUUCCGAGCCUCCAUCCGGUGAUGAAAUACCCGAACCGGGGUGGUUCGAUAGCGUGACAAAUCCAUGGGAAGGGGAUGUGGAAGGCUGGCGUGUCUGGGGUAGUAGCGGCCAGAAUGUCGAAGAUGUCCUCCGCUAUUUGGACUUUCCAGAUAAUGACCCAUCCUUCUUCCAGAAUGAAGAUAGCUCAGACGCAGGCUUACGAGUAAUGGAGGCCAUGCUACGAUGGAGAUGUGCAGUACCCACGGCACCAGAUACACUCUGGUGUUAUCCCUUCCAAACACACGAUCCAUUCGUUCUCCAAUCCUGCCCGCACAUCUUCUUCGCGGGUAACCAACCGCAAUUCAAAACCGUCGUGGUAGAAGGCGAUUUUCCCCUACGGUUAAAUGGAGCAGAUACCGAUAUGGCGGGUGCGGAUGAGGCCACGGCUAGCCCUCGUGUGCGUCUCCUGGCUAUCCCGAAAUUCAACGAGACAGGGGAACUCAUUCUAGUUGAUUCGGAAACGUUGGAAGUAGAAGUGGUCAAGUUCGGGGCGUUUGCGGGUAAGGAGGAUAGGAAGUAGUUGAUCGAUUCUAUUCUGAUACUAGUCUGAGAUAUGAUUGAUACGAAUUGUUUUAUUAUAUUAUAUUUGUAUUUUUAAUUUAUGAUAGAAGAGGUCUAUUUCAUCUUCAACUGUCAGAUUUCCUGAAUGCCAGGCAAAUACAAUACGGAGUAUAGAUGCCCG
This is a messenger RNA of Monascus purpureus, 1925 nucleotides long. The record is from the annotation of a GenBank genome assembly. NCBI's taxonomy places the organism in Eukaryota, Fungi, Ascomycota, Eurotiomycetes, Eurotiales, Aspergillaceae.